AUGUGCAGCUACAUCAAGAGCACGCAGAAUGGUAUCGUGGUAUCUGACACAGAUGAGCGGUUGCACGAAGCCUUCGAGCGUUUGUGCGAGCACAUCAUCGCUGGGCGGCUACCAGUUCUACGGUUUGGCAUCCCCGGUCCGCGGUCUCUCGGUACUAUUGUUUGUACAGACGGCAAUAAAGAUUCCUGGUGCGGCAUCGUUCUGAGAGUGUACGAUGCGGACACGGAAGGGAACCAAAAAGACUCUGCCAUUGACGACGAGCACCUGAGUAACGCCGUUACGGAGUUAUUGAUGGUACUCAAGUCCAGUGGACGCUACAAGGCCACCAAUCUGUCCAUAGAGCCACUGAGGAUAGUGGGCGGCCGAUUCACGGCGACGGAAUCAACGAGCUCAUCCACGUGGAGGGAAAGGGCCGCCCAACUGAUGACUGUUCAUGAAGCUCAAGGAUAUCUGACGUCACCGGUAACUAUCGUCAGUGAUAAUAUGAAUGUUGGUCGGAGAUGGGGUGAUAUCCAAGACGUCUUCGGCGGCAAGUGGUUACCUUUAAUCGAUCUGUACAACCGCACGGUAACUGAUAUGGUGUGGGUACGGCGUGAUGGUCUACCAGCUUUCACUGAUGCACUAGCCAGAGUCUUCGCAGGGAGAGGAGAAUGCGAGGGGGCGACCCCAAAGGAUUCGAAAAAUCCCGAAAUGCGAAUCGACUCUGGCAACAUCGAGGUCGAGCUCAAUGCUGAAUCAGCAAUCAGGGUGUGA
Molecule: messenger RNA, 753 nt
Organism: Perkinsus marinus ATCC 50983
Lineage: Eukaryota; Perkinsozoa; Perkinsida; Perkinsidae
Exons: 1
Coding region: 1-753 (250 amino acids)
Source: RefSeq, a predicted model, not a curated record